Molecule: messenger RNA, 5771 nt
Organism: Pleuronectes platessa (European plaice)
Lineage: Eukaryota; Metazoa; Chordata; Actinopteri; Pleuronectiformes; Pleuronectidae
Gene: magi1b
Product: membrane associated guanylate kinase, WW and PDZ domain containing 1b
Exons: 23
Coding region: 585-4436 (1283 amino acids)
Biological process (GO): signal transduction
Cellular component (GO): cytoplasm
Molecular function (GO): protein binding
Source: RefSeq, a predicted model, not a curated record
GAAAGCACCACGAACAGCAACACAUUUGCAGCGCCUCGACAGAAACUGAAGAGAAGAGGAGAAGAGGAGCAGAGGGGAGGAAGAGUGUGACUGAUCUGAACUCACAGGAGCUUCAUACCUGCUCCCAGAGGAGCUGACAGCGACAGGUGAGCUCAGCUGCUCCCCACACACCAGAGAAGAGUCCGAGGAGCCGCUGGGAAGUGGAGAAGAAGAAACUUCCAUCGUUUAAAGUCACUUCAGAGGAGAGAGAGAGAGAGAGUCAGGGAAGCGGAGUGAGACGGUGGCUGUAACAUGACAUCGAUAAAGGAGGAUUAAAUCUCGGGUUCGUCGGUGUUAAAAUGAAACUUGUGUUGCCACAGUGAAGAGUGUCUCCAGUGCGGAGGGGGAUGGCUUGAUUGGUGUGCCCGGCAGAGAGCGCGGGACGGAGCGCAUGUUCCUGCGGCGCACGGAACAAAGUUUGCUGCGCUUCUCCCGGACACGGGUCGACUUUCUUUGACACGCCGCUGCUGUGACCGCUCCUCGCGCCCCUCGGCGGUGGGGUCCCCCCGGCUCCGGCUCUGGUGUCGGGCCCGCAGCUGUCCACGAUGUCCAAACCCGCGCUGAAGAAAACCCACUGGACCUCCAGGGUGACCGAGAGCUCCGUGUCCAAAGAUGCCCGCGGGGAGCUCAACGUGCCGCUACGAGGCGGUGCGGAGAACGGGGAGUUCGCCCACAUCGGCCCGGUGAACCAGGACAUGGUGCUUUACAAAACUGGGAAAUUAAACGAAGGGGAACUGCUGCUGGAGGUGGAGAACCUCUCCAUCUCGGGAUUACCCCUGUACGACGUGCAGACACUGAUUAACAACUGCAAAGGGGCCGUCAGGUUGAAAAGUGUGAGACAAGGAAACAAGCUUAACAAGGACCUGAAGAAUUAUCUGAGCCUGCGCUUCCAGAAGUCCUCGCCUGACCACGAACUGCAGCAGACCAUCCGAGACAACCUCUACCGUCACGCCGUGCCUUGUACAACCCGUUCCCCACGCGAAGGAGAAGUUAGUGGCGUGGACUACAACUUCCUCUCAGUGGAGGACUUCCUGGAAUUGGAAAAGAGUGGGACCCUGUUGGAGAUAGGAACGUAUGACGGUAACUAUUAUGGGACGCCCAAGCCGCCGGUGCAGCCCCCCGGUGGGAAAGUGAUUAGCCGUAGCGGUAGCAGUGGUGAUGCCCCACUGCCAGACGGGCUCAGCAGUAGCCUACCAGGCUCACAGAACUCCACUCCCCGACGUUCCAAGUCCUACCAUGAUAUGCACAAUGCUGGAAUAGGGCCCGUACAGCACCAGCAGGAGGACGACGAGGACCUCCCUGACAUGAACAGUAGCUUUACAGGAGACUCCAGUGAAUUUGACGAGAUUCAUCACUCGGUGCGCCCCUACAUCCCGCGCCAGAGUGAGCCGUCCUACCCUGGGAGGACCCCCUCACCAUCGGCCACCACGGAGAGCACACAGCAGACACACUCUCACCCGAGCCAUCCUCCCCCGGAGGACCCACAGGGACCUCUGCCUGAUAACUGGGAGAUGGCCUACACCGAAAAUGGGGAGGUCUACUUUAUAGACCACAAUACAAAAACCACCUCCUGGAUAGACCCUCGGUGCCUGGACAAGCCUCAGAAACCCCUGGAAGAAUGUGAAGAUGAUGAGGGGGUGCACACAGAGGAGCUGGACAAUGACCUAGAGCUUCCACCAGGAUGGGAGAAAAUAGACGAUCCAGUGUACGGGGUCUACUAUGUUGAUCAUAUCAACAGGAAGACCCAGUAUGAGAAUCCAGUGCUGGAGGCUAAAAGGCGCAGGCAGCUGGAGCAGCAGCAGCCUCAGCCGCAAAGCCAGCAGCCACCUGAAGAAUGGAUCGAGGACUCGACAUUGGCUGGUGCCCCUCUGGCCAGCUAUGCUGCCAACCACCAGGAGACCUACAGGGACCCUCAGACGGCACCCCCAGUCCCCAACGCCAUGGGACAAAAAAGGGGGAAGCCUUUCUUUACUCGGAACCGAUCCGAGCUGAAUGGGACUUUCAUCGACACCAAGCUGAAAAAGAGUCGUAGAGGGUUUGGCUUCACUGUCGUAGGAGGCGACGAGCCAGAUGAGUUCCUACAGAUAAAGAGUCUGGUCCUUGAUGGACCUGCAGCCCUGGAUGGCAAGAUGGAGACAGGUGAUGUAAUCGUGAGCGUCAACGAUACAUGUGUACUUGGCUACACCCAUGCCCAAGUUGUAAAGAUCUUCCAGUCCAUCCCAAUUGGGUCCAUGGUCAACUUGGAGCUGUGCCGUGGCUACCCACUCCCCUUUGAUCCCGAUGACCCCAACACCAGCCUGGUUACCUCAGUUGCUAUUCUUGAAAACAAAGAUCCCAUCAUCGUCAACGGCCAGGAUGCCACCAAAAGCUACAACUCCCCAUCCAGCCACGGCAGUCAGAACAACAACAACAUCUUGAACAACGGUGGCGCACCCCUGAAUGGCCUCCCGCGAUCCCACAGCCCCUCCGCUGAGGUGGCCUCCGAUACCUCUUCCCAGCACGGCUACCCCAGUGACUCGGUCACCCUGGCCUCAUCCAUCGCCACGCAACCAGAACUCAUCACCGUACACAUGGAGAAAGGAGACAAGGGCUUCGGCUUUACUAUUGCCGACAGUCCCGGAGGAGGGGGGCAGAGGGUGAAGCAGAUCGUGGACUACCCUCGCUGCCGUGGCCUCAAGGAGGGGGACAUCAUCGUGGAGGUGAACAAGAGGAACGUGCAGAGCAUGUCUCACAACCAGGUGGUUGACAUGCUCAGCAAGUGUCCCAAAGGCAGAGAGGUGACCAUGCUGGUACAGAGAGGGGUGGCACCUGCAAAGAAGAGCCCCAAACUGCAGUUAUCACGGAAGGACAGUCAGAACAGCUCCCAGCAUAGCGUUUCCAGCCACCGGAGCGCCCACACAGACUCGCCCGUGCACCUGUCCCUGGCUCCGCCUCUCAACGAGAACGCCCCUCCCCCGCCACCCUCUCAGCCCCUGCCAGGCCUGCCGCCCCAGGACAUCCCGGCAGACGGGACCAUCCAGAGAAAGCCGGACCCUUUUAAGAUUUGGGCCCAAUCCAGGAGCAUGUAUGAAAGUAGGCUUCCAGACUUCCAGGAGCAGGACAUUUUCCUGUGGAGGAAGGACACAGGGUUCGGCUUCAGGAUUCUCGGAGGCAAUGAGGCCGGAGAGCCAAUCUACAUUGGCCACAUAGUGAAGUUUGGUGCUGCAGACGAGGACGGGCGCCUGCGGUCAGGCGAUGAGCUGGUAUGCGUGGACGGCACAGCGGUGGUGGGCAAGUCGCACCAACUGGUGGUGCAGCUGAUGCAGCAGGCGGCCAAGCAGGGCCACGUCAACCUCACUGUGCGGCGUAAAACCAACUACACCGCCAAGGCUGAGGGAGACGUCCCUCCGUCGCCAGCAUCCUCCCACCACAGCAGCACCCAGGCACCCAGCCUGACGGAAGAGAUAGGCAAGCGCACCCCACAGGGCAGCCAGAACUCCCUCAACACCGUCAGCUCCAGCAGCGGCUCCACCUCCGGCAUCGGCAGCGGGGGAGGGGGCGGAGGGGCAGGGGGCAGCGGCAACCCCGUCGUCCCGGCCGUGGCCCCAUACGACGUGGAGAUCCACCGCGGCGAGAACGAAGGAUUCGGCUUCGUCAUCGUCUCGUCUGUGUCGCGGCCCGAAGCUGGCACCACAUUCGCUGGCAAUGCAUGUGUUGCCAUGCCCCACAAAAUAGGGCGCAUCAUCGAGGGGAGCCCGGCAGACCGCUGCGGCAAGCUGAAAGUGGGUGACCGCAUCCUGGCCGUGAACGCAUGCUCCAUCACCAACAAGUCGCAUUCUGACAUUGUCAACCUCAUCAAGGAGGCCGGGAACACCGUCACACUACGCAUCAUUCCUGGAGACGAGUCCUCAAAUGCAUCUCUGUUGACCAAUGCAGAGAAGAUUGCCACCAUAACCACCACUCACACAUCUCAGCAACAGGCCGCGCCGGAGGCCAGGAACAACACCAAACCAAAACAAGAAUCGUUUGAAUUCCAACCCCCACAAGGACCUCCUCCCCAGCCCCCGACACAAGUCUCCUCUCAGGAUUCUGAGUUCUACUCAGUGGACCUGGACCGAGACAACAAAGGCUUUGGCUUCAGUCUGCGCGGAGGUAGAGAAUACAACAUGGACCUGUACGUGCUGAGGUUAGCUGAGGACGGAGCGGCCGUACGGAACGGAAAGAUCAGGGUUGGUGAUGAGAUCCUGGAGAUCAACGGCGAGAGCACAAAGGGCAUGAAGCACGCACGAGCCAUCGAGCUCAUCAAGAGCGGAGGCCGGCGCGUCCAUCUGGUGCUUAAGAGGGGUGACGGCUCUGUGCCGGAAUAUGGUGGGUCAAUCUACGAAAACAUUCCCUUCUCCCCCAUCUUCACACCCUGAGCCAGGGGGGACGCCCAGUGGACAGUGGUGGGUUGAAGGGGAAAGCGGGGGAAGAACUUUUUGCCCUCCCAGGACCCUUCACUCAUCCCUGGGACAAACCCUCCAGGGAGUGUUAGUCUGGGUUUGGUUGGUGGUGGUUCUCUUUCUGGUGGAGGUCAAAUCUGGGCUUUGGGAUUUUGGGGGGUAGAAGGACGAGCAGGGGGUGGAGGGUGUUCCCGAAGGUGCCGUCGCCCUGCCCUGCUCUCACCUGCUCUCAGUUUCUGUGUCUUCCCGCUGACACUUCCUCACCUUCUGGCCACUGAGCAUACACACUCUGCUGGAACUUCACAGGAAGGUGGUGGGUCUGAUUUCAGUGCUUCAUGAAAAUAGAAACUGUUUACAGAGUUUGAAUGACGGAGUAUUGAAAAAAAUCUAUGUUUCUGUUGGGUAAGAAGUGAUAUCGGUGGGCUUUGAUUCCUCAUUAAACACUUGUUCAGGGGAAGAGAAAGUUGUAACCCUGAUAAAAUGGGAUAUCUUGCAGCUUUGGUUAGGACAUAUUUAUAAUAUUUAUUGAAGGUGAAUGUAAGCUACUGAACUCGUUUAGGGUUUUAAGUGAGAUCUGUAAUGAGAAGAACAAAAGGCUGUUUGAUGCUUUUUUUUUACCAUUUCAAAGACAAAACUCUCACGUUACUGUGCUUGAUAUUACUCACUAAUCCAUGGAUUUUAUUUGCACCCACUGUUGAUGUCAUUGAAAAGCUGUGACGAUAGGAACUCACCCCAUCCCUGUUGAAAGUAGAAAAAGAGCCUCUCCAGUUAUAAAGACAUUUUAUACAGUGAUGAAAAGAAUAGAUGCAUUUUUACAAAUAUUUUUGUUCCGUGUACAGAGCCAUGAAUCCAAGCCACAUAUUAAUGGAUAAAAGUCUAUUGCUGCAUGAACUUGUCAAAAGUGUAAAUUGGAUUGUUUUCCCUUUUAAUGUCUAUUUUCCAUAAUAUUUAUGGAACGUUUCUUUUUUUUCUUCUUCGCAUUGACCAGUUUUGAUUGAUAGUAACAAGUCAUCAUAUCUGGGGGGUUUUCUUACUUUGAGUGGAGAUACAUUUACUUGUCUUGAAAAGUUCAUCAGUGUUAAUUUCUUUGGGCUAAGAAUGUGACGUCUGUACCUGCACCAAUUCUAGGGCUGUCCCGAAUGCCACUGAAGAGCUUUGACGUUUAAGUAAUAUGAAAAUUAUUUUUGGUCAAAUCAAUGAAAUAUUCCCUGGAAAAUCCAUCCUUCCGCCAAGUUUCAUAGAAAUUGCUUAUAUAAAUUUUUGCAUAUCAACUAAAAAAAUCGAACUAACAACAUGUGAAAACAUUACCUC